GGGUCAUAUUUGUCCCAUUUAAAUCUAUUGAAUAAUAUACAUUUACCUCACUUUACUCUCAAAAGUUAAAUGUAUACUAAUGGUGCCUCGGUUAUUAAAAAACGGGAGACUUUAACUAUGAGUGUUUAAAAUAAACUAUUAACGUCACAAAAGUCAGGGUAUUCCCGGCUAAUAACGAGGAUGUUUAGGUGAGAGGCGUACAACCUCACUGACGACCCAGAUCCUCAACUCACGGAUAUUUCCUCAUCGGAAACACUGGAUUCUCGGACAUAGAAAGCAAUGACCAGGUAAAGAAUUCCAUUAUAUAUAUCCGUAUGCUAAUGGAUUAAAGUUAAAUCGGAGAGUAUCUUACUAAACAUUGCAUCAAAAAUGUCGAUCACAUCGGAACAGUUGAUUGUCGAAGGAAAAAAUGUGCCCCUUCACGCCCUCAACAUGUCCGUCAGAUCAAAGCUUGGAACUUACCUAGACCCCGAGGGCCUUUUAAUGGGAGACUACCUCAACAAUUACCAGGGACUGGCCGAAGUUAUCCAUUUUACUUCCGAAGACAUCAAACAGUUCCAGAGACAGAGCAAACCGACUCAGGAGAUGCUUUAUCAAUGGGGAACGAGACCAGCACUUUCAUCAACGGUCGACAAUCUCAUCAAACAUUUGCAGACGAUAGGGAGAUUUGACGUCAUAACAGAAUGCGCCAAUUUGAUAAAGAAAGAUGUGGAUCGGUAUAAGCAAUGCCACAAAGACAUUACGGGCUCAAAAGAUAUGAUUCAGGACCCAAGUGUUUCUCAAGGACCAAACCGACCGUCCUGUGACUAUAUUCCCGAGAGUAACAAGUUAGGUUUAGUCACCAUUGAUGACGUCAAAGAGAAAGGUGACACGCUCUAUUAUGACGCCUUUGUGAUAUACAACCCUGUGGGGAAGGACUUGGAGUUCGUGAAGGAGCUCUCGGGGAAAAUGGAAGCCCCGCCUUACAAUCUGAAAUUCUGCAUUCCCUGGAGAGACGAUCUACCGGGACCCUCUCGUUAUGAAGUCUCUGCCCACAUGAUUGCUACACGGUGUCGAAGAACACUGGUUAUCUUGUCUCCAGACUUUUUAAAAAGUGCUGCAGCCGAUUUUCAGCUCAAAUUUGCCCACUGUUUGUCACCAGGUGCAAGGAGUAAAAAAGUGGUCCCCGUAUUUUCCGCUCCGUGUAAAAUGCCGGAUAUUCUUCGAGCAUUAUCUUUCGUUGAUUUCACAAACCCCGGAUUAAGAGACUGGAACUGGCCCCGCCUUAACGCUGUUUUACAGUGCCCCCUUAAUCCCGAUCCCCGGGAUUAUAUGAGUGAGGCAGAACUGGAGGAAUUAAAACUGAACGCUGGGGUGAUUACAACGAGAAUGUGGUACUCCACUGGUGUCCUAACAAUGAACUUCCCUGAAGAAUCCGAGGACAACACUCCAUAGAACAGCUGAGGGUGGCUAGUUCCAUUGUAACGUUAUUGCAUACCAUGCUGAUAUAUCAACUCUAUCUAUUGCAAUCUAUUCAAACAUAAACAUAUUCUAGUAACAAUGUUUCAAAAACAAAUAAAAAAAUGUUAAUGUUC
Magallana angulata is the source of this 1574-nucleotide messenger RNA. Its product is annotated as myeloid differentiation primary response protein MyD88-like. The transcript has 7 exons. Bases 370 to 1434 code for a protein of 354 amino acids. Gene Ontology annotation, molecular function: TIR domain binding. NCBI's taxonomy places the organism in Eukaryota, Metazoa, Mollusca, Bivalvia, Ostreida, Ostreidae. The record is from RefSeq and is a predicted model, not a curated record. Gene Ontology annotation, biological process: MyD88-dependent toll-like receptor signaling pathway; positive regulation of canonical NF-kappaB signal transduction.